Messenger RNA from Coffea eugenioides, 2130 nucleotides. Its product is annotated as ent-kaurene oxidase, chloroplastic-like. Lineage: Eukaryota; Viridiplantae; Streptophyta; Magnoliopsida; Gentianales; Rubiaceae. The coding region runs from base 260 to 1804 and encodes 514 amino acids. The record is from RefSeq and is a predicted model, not a curated record. Gene Ontology annotation, molecular function: heme binding; iron ion binding; ent-kaurene oxidase activity. Gene Ontology annotation, biological process: gibberellin biosynthetic process. Gene Ontology annotation, cellular component: endoplasmic reticulum; chloroplast outer membrane. The transcript is spliced from 8 exons.
AUAUUCCACCCCUGCUUCGACUUCACUAUAAGACGAGAGCUUAUUGUCUUCUUUCUCAUCAACUUCUUGGGGUAUCAUUAACCAAGAAGUUCGAUUCUUUUGCAUAGAGAACUCCUCUUGUUCUGUUUAUAUAAUCCAGCGUCACUUCCAUCCUCAUCCUCAUCCCGUCUUUGUACACCCUCUCAGGCAAAAUUUGCUAGUAAAAACAGACUUUUUCUAUUGUCCAUUUUGCUUUCAUUCGUAGCACUGGUACAAUACUAUGGCUCUGAUGGAAGGAAUUCUUGAUGUUCAAGUAGUUCCUUUGGGGACUGCCGUUGCCGUGGCUGUUGUUUUAGGUGGGCUUUCCUUACUGUUCCUGAAAGCAUUUGUUAAUGCUCAGAGGAGGAAAUCGUCUUCCAACCUUCCACUGGUCCCUGAGGUACCAGGGCUACCGUGGCUUGGGAAUUUACUGCAGCUGAAGGAGAAAAAGCCCCACAGGACUUUUGCUAGAUUUGCUGAGACUUAUGGACCCAUUUAUUCUAUCAAAACUGGUGCCAACAAAAUAGUUGUCCUCAACUCUAACGAUGUUGCUAAGGAGGCUAUGGUGACCAGAUACUCAUCCAUCUCAUCAAGGAAGCUAUCAAAGGCACUCACUAUUCUCACUGCUGGUAAAAGUAUUAUUGCAAUGAGUGAUUAUGAUGAGUACUACAAGAUGGCAAAGAAGCAUAUACUCAACAGUACUUUAGGAACAAAUGCACAGAAACGACAUCGUGCCCACAGAGACGCACUGACAGAGAAUAUUUGUAAUAAAUUGCGUACUUCUCUGAAUGAAAAUCCCCUUGAAGCUGUAAAUUUCAGGAACAUAUACCUGUUUGAACUUUUCAGCUUAGCACUAAAAGAAGUUCUGGGAGAGGAUGUUGAGUCCAUUUUUGUGGAGGAAUUCGGAACAACAUUCUCAAAGGAAGAGCUAAUUAAGGUCUUAGUGCAUGACCCGAUGGAGGGGGCGCUUGAGGUGGACUGGAGGGAUUUCUUCCCUUUUCUGAGGUGGAUUCCUAAUAAAAGUUUUGAAGACAAAAUCCAUCAAAUGGAUCUCCGCAGGGGAGCAGUCACAAAAGCCCUUAUUAAGAAGCAGAAGAAACGCUUUGAAUCAGGACAGGAAAUUUACUGUUACCUAGACAGCAUAUUGUCCGAUGAAAAGUCAUUUACUGAGAAACAAAUAAUGAUGUUAAUCUGGGAGGCAAUUAUUGAAACAUCAGACACUACUUUGGUAACUGCAGAAUGGGCCAUGUACGAACUUGCAAAAGAUCCAGUAAAGCAGGACCGUCUGUUUCGGGAUAUCAAAAAUGUUUGUGGACCGAACAAGGUUACCGAGGAGAACCUGGGUCAACUUCCUUAUUUGUCUGCCAUAUUUCAUGAAACAUUGAGGAGACACAGUCCUGUGCCCGUAGUUCCUCUGAGAUAUGUGCAUGAAGAUACAGAGUUAGGAGGAUAUCAUAUUCCUGCUGGAACUGAGAUUGCUAUCAACCUUUACGGGUGUAACAUGGACAAAAAAACUUGGGAGAACCCUGAACAGUGGAUUCCCGAGAGAUUUGUUGAUGGCUUGCAUGAUUACAUGGAAUUGCACAAGACGAUUGCCUUUGGAGGUGGAAAGAGGGUAUGUGCAGGUGCUCUUCAGGCUAUGUUGAUCGCGUGCAUUACAAUUGCUAGGUUAGUACAGGAGUUUGAAUGGAGAGUUGUAGAUGGAGAAAAAGAUAAUGUGGAUACUCUGGGGCUUACCAACCAAAAACUUCAUCCCCUGCGAGCAAUCAUAAAGCGAAGAACUUGAUUGGAAAGCCUCGACCACAUCUUUGUUAAUGUUCCAGCUUAUCCUUAUCUUCAGACACAUUAUGUAAUCCUUAUCUUCCUCUUUAUCUCCGUCAUUUCUGAGUCAUUGGAAGUGGGGAAUUUUAUGUUCCAGCUUCUUGAGCCGAGCCCCAUAUCGUUUGUAUGGUACUUAAAAACAAGGGCUGAAAGAUGUUGCUGUUGUUUAAUGUCCUGUAUUAGGAAAGUCUUGAGUAAUCACUAGAGAGGUGGAGUAGCUUGUAUGAAUGAAACAAAUAAAUCAUGCUGUGGCACCAUUUGGUUUUCAAUAAACGGGUUUUCUAAAUUACA